Messenger RNA from Callorhinchus milii (elephant shark), 4040 nucleotides. It is a transcript of the gene chmp1a, whose product is annotated as charged multivesicular body protein 1A. Gene Ontology annotation, cellular component: multivesicular body; ESCRT III complex. The transcript has 7 exons. Lineage: Eukaryota; Metazoa; Chordata; Chondrichthyes; Chimaeriformes; Callorhinchidae. Bases 103 to 699 code for a protein of 198 amino acids. Gene Ontology annotation, biological process: endosome transport via multivesicular body sorting pathway; protein transport; late endosome to vacuole transport. The record is from RefSeq and is a predicted model, not a curated record.
GGGAGGGAGGGAGGGAGGGAGAGCCCUGACUCCUUGUUGCAGGAAGAAGUUGGGAAACGAGCGGCGGCGGCGCUGGGGAAUUACCUGGAAACCACCGAGACCAUGGAUGAUACUUUGUUUCAAUUACGGUUUACAUCAAAACAGCUAGAGAAGCUGUCCAAGAAAGCAGAAAAAGACUCAAAAAGUGAACAAGCCAAAGUGAAGAAGGCUCUUCAACAGAAAAACAUUGAAGGAGCAAAGAUUUAUGCAGAGAAUGCCAUUAGAAAGAAAAAUGAAGGUUUGAACUGGUUACGGAUGGCUUCUCGAGUUGAUGCAGUCGCUUCGAAAGUGCAGACAGCAGCAACAAUGAAAGGGGUUACAAAACAAAUGGGACACGUAACAAAAGGACUGGAAAGGGCAAUGAAGUCUAUGGACCUACAGACUGUAUCUGCUGUCAUGGACAAGUUUGAGCAGCAGGUUCAGAACCUUGACGUCCACACUUCGGUGAUGGAAGACUCCAUGAGCUCAGCAACAACGUUGACCACUCCUCAGGAGCAAGUAGAUAAUCUCAUUGUGCAGAUUGCAGAGGAAAAUGGUUUGGAGGUCAUAGACCAGCUGAACGAACUGCCAGCUGGAGCGACCUCUCUUGGAGAAUCUUCUGUCGGUACCCAGAACCGGGAGGACCAGCUUUCACGGAGGUUGGCUGCCCUGAGGAAUUGAAGAUGCAUUCGAACGAAAAGAUGGCAUUCUCAUCCUGAAAGGCUUUAUCACCCUGUACUAUAUCUUGUACAAUGGUCUUGUGACACUUAAUGCACACAAUCAGAAACACUUACUUUGACCUGUUAGUUAGAUUAGCAGCUUCAACUUUUUAAUCCUUAAUUGGUAUCAAUCAGACGGCUCUUUGUAAGAGGAGCGAUAUUAAGGGAUGUGCAGAUGUUAAAAUCUUAGUUGUUAUGGUGGGGUUGUAAAUAAAAUGAUUGUUUUGUAGCAGGCAGAUCCCUAUAUUCUUUUAAUUAAUGUGAUCUCCUGAUGUAUAUUUGGUUUUUAAUUCUACUUAUUCUGCAGUGAAAGUACGAUACAAAUUGCAAACUUGUAGCCUUAACCCUGCAAUGAGACGAACAAUAGACUUGAACACCUUAGCCUUAGACAUUGUCGGAAUGCACAAGAUCAGUUAUGGCUUGAAGUUUCAGUUUGCAUUUUAUUUUUACUGUGUGAAAUUGUAGGGACUUCCCAGAAUGUUCAGUUGAUUAAAACAAUGUCUGGAGGGAAUUUACACCAAUGGAAGGGGUCAGGUCUGGGCACUGAAAAGCUGAUCUCGGCUGUAAAAGUGGUAGAGGUCCUAGAAUUCGCCUUAGCAUUGCUGAUCAAGGGAGAGGGGAAUAGAAAUCAGCUGGUUCCUGCUUUUGAUCGCUGUGAAGUGACUUGUAAAGUUUGUUGGGAUGUCAAGUGAAGAUAGAUCUGGCUAUCCUGUGAUUACCGAAAUAGCCAAAGGCAACGCCUGUGGAACCAUAGCCAAGCCUUAAGGAGAGAAGAGAAGAGAGGGAGCAAAUUAUAAGUGCCACUUCCUCCUUGGAAAAAAAACCUGAUGUUUCAAGUAUUUUGCCUUUCCAACUCUUGAUAGGAACUUUCAAUGCAGACUUUUUGCCCCAGUGACAACAAUUAGCUGCUUUAUUGAUGGGAAAAGUGGAGCUAUGAAUGCCUAAGGAUUUUAAGAUGUUCUUUUGUGUAAAUAAAUAUAUCCAUGUAUACUAAUCUUGUCCUGCAGAAAUGCAGGUGCACUUUUCAGCCAGAAAUGGUUUGAAUUGAACAGCAUUGAUUUCUGCUGCACUUGUACGACUGGCUGGCUAACAGCAGUUUUCUCUCUGCUGUUGAGGAAGACUGUACACUUAUGUUUGUACUGUCCUAGAGAAGGGUGCUUGGUUUACUUUCCUAUUAUUUAUUCCUAUUUUUUGUGUCUUGCAAUUGAAACUGUCUUUGAGGUCACCUAAGAGUUGAUAUGAAGGUUCUGCACUAUUAUUUUUGAGUCAGCUUUGUUAUUGACCUUUGUUCUGCUUCACAGACAGGAUGCUGUAUGUUUAGCACAGUAAGUGCCAUGGAAUUGAGAACUACAUUUGUACAGUGGAAACUUUCCUAAUUCUGCCCUGUAUUUCUUAUUUCUGAUUGUGUGCUAGUGGAUGACGUUUCAGUAGUAAACAUUGCUCGCUUUGCAGCUCUCUCUGCAUUACAAUUGACUUUAUUUUGUGGUGACUGGGGCAGUGUUCACCUUGGAACAUGCCAGUUUUUUACAUUAGACAAUUUAUUUGCGUGUAACCUUUUUCUAUUGUAUUCUGAUUUCUGGAAUGUGUGCGGUUCAGUCUUAAAGGGGCUGCAGCAUCUUGUUGGGUUUUUUUUGUUUGCGAAACCUAGAAUCUCCAUAGUACUUUCUGGGUGUGCCCACCAUAGCAGUAUUUAUGGAGUCGCCUCAGGUUUUGUAAUGGUGCUUUUGAAAUACUUUAGAAAUAAUUAUGAAUUAUAAAUGCAUAAUUUAUAAAUAUGGUGCCCCUGUCAUGUUGAAAAUACUCCCACUUCUUCACCCCAACUAUUGGUAUUGGUAUCAUUCUAGUUUUUAAUAUAUGAAGAUGCAGCUUUUUUAAAUAAUUGACAUUCUUGCCUUCUGUGCAAAUUUAGGGAUUGGAAAGGUUGAAUGUGAUUUCCUGAUGGGAUGAAGUGUAGUAAUAUGUGGACAUAUCACUACUUUGUGCAUCACAGCUGGUCACAUUGUUGAAUGAAGUGCAGUACUUUGCUCACAAACAGAAAAUCAAAAUAAUGUCUGCAGCUGAAUCUGGAAAAAGAUGUACUACUUUUCUUUGUUUUUUUUAAAAAAAAAUUAACUUAUGAUCCAGAAUCAAAUGAACAAGGUGUUCCCCCCUUCUACCCCUUUCCCACUCUCUUCCCCCCAUCCUCCCACCCGCCCCACACACAGACAUUCCCUAUUCCCUCCCAUUGUGCCUAUUUUAUUAGGAUAAUCUUUGAGAUCCCCUGGAGGGAGGAGAUCCUCUUGGGGGGACAGAGAGAGCAUUCCAUUCCAAACACCAGAACUUCCUUCUUUAGGUGGCAAUGCAUGAAACUGUUUGUUUGGAUAUUCUUAAGCAUCGUGAAGGGUUUCUGAUUGGGUCAGAACCCCACUCUCUGGCUGAACCCCCCUGGCUGAACCUCACUCUCCAACAAAGAGCUGUAGUGACCAGAUUAUCAGUGUUUGGUUUUGUCUCUUGUCAACACCAACGACUGCAUAUUCUUGACCCCGAAAAUGCGAUCUGCUCAUUUAUCAUUUAAAUACUACUGGUAAUAUAGUACACAAUGGACUCUUUAUCAGCAGUUUUCUCUCAACCUCAGUUAAUUUAACACAAAAUGUGCAGCUGUCGUUUUAGGUUUUGAAAGCGGAAGGCCACGUUUCUCAAAUAUCCCAGAAUGUAAGCACUUCAUCAGCCAAACAUCUUACAAAAAUGUAAUUGACGUUUCACAACCGCAACCUUUAAGGUGGAAAUCAAUCACGGAAUAGUUGUGGAUGUUUUUGCUCUGCUUUAAAAUUGAAGAACAGACCGAUAUGAGACUCCUUAAAUGGAUAACUUUCUGUCGUGCAAAUAUUGCCUUGCAAAUGGUUUGUCUAAUGGUGGCUGAAUGAUUCUUGCUGUGUUGUUUUGGUGAAGCGCAAAAUAAUAGCACCACUGAAGAUCUGAAUAUGCAUGUUAACCUCCACUGCAAAGGUGCGGGAAAUUGUUUAUUUUAACAAAUAAAUAUUUAAGACUUUUAUUUCAGUCCUGUGACUAUACGUAUUGUAAAGGUUGAAGUUUGCUUAUUCUAUUCUUUGAAAUAUAAGCUAGAUACUUAAUUAAAGACUCUUACUUGGAAGAAAAAAUCUGGUACUUGGUAAAUUUGAUUAAGCUAUGUGUUGCUUCUUUUGGAUUCUUAUCAGUUUUUUUUGGUGGGUUGAUUUGCCUCCACGUGCAAAUUAAUGUGGACGCUGACUGUUCAAAGUUUUGUUUAGUAUGUUUAUAUUUUGAAAUAAAGAAUUUAAAUCUCAA